AUGGAUUCCUUAUCCUCGAGAUCUACGGUGCAGCAGUUAGCCACAGCUUUGCAACUCUCGAUUCCGGCAUCUGCAGCCUCUCUUGGUGAUUUGACUUUGCUUUCGUUUGGCCUUGGCACCGUAAACCUGGAAGGUCUUGAUGCUUUCCUGGCUUCCAAAGGCUGGUCACCUGAUGCAGAUGAACUCCCUGUCCUCAGGAUUCUGUGGGUGCAGGCUCAGAAGAUAUGCACUUUGCCGUCGGUGGCCUCAGAUUCCUCUGCGAGUACUUUGCAUACGUCUUGGGCGGAGACCUUUCCUCCCAAGCUCUCCUCGGAAACGACUUUGCAGUUGAAGCGGGAUUUUGAGAAAUCCUACCCAUCCGAAAUUCUCGAUGACACCAACUUUCCGAGUGCGCGUUUGCUUUCUCUCGCUUACAGGCUUAAAGGCACGUCGGACUGGAAGUUCAUCUCCUGGAAACAUAGACUUUCCAAACAACAAGAAGAGGAUUACAACUCGUCCAGACCCAGAAAGUUGGCGAGAUUUGAGAACUUUACCGACGUCCUUUACGACGACGUGCCCUCUCGCAACGUUGCGGAGAACAUGGGAUUAUAUGGAAUAAGCAAUUUACUUUCCAUACAUUCCAACGCGCUCGCGCUUGCGGACAUCGCUCAUCUUGCUACUUUACGUUCCUAUGAGCGUAAAUUCUUGAAACAUGUUCAGGCAAGACCAGACCCAACUUUGCGUCCGCCCAAUGCACAGGAGUGCGAAGCAGCAGAUCGUCGAUGUUGGGAAGUCGUUGGCCAACUUCGGCAGGAAGGCUGGUCGGUGGAUGAUGCUUUACAUGAGUUCACUGACGUUCGUGCCGAGCUGGUUGCUUUGCUUGCUCCUCGACUCGCUCCUUUCAAAGGCAAGAAAGGUGAUGGAAAGGGUGGCAAGGAGCCCUGGAAGGGCCUUACCCCCAAAGGAGGCAAGUCCACAGGGGGCAAAGGCGGCACAACUCCAGGAAAGGGGAAGUCUACCUUUACCAAAGGUACACAUGCCUUUGAGUGGGCAAACAAAGCGAAGAUCAAUGGUGAGACCAAGGUGCUUUGCAUGGCAUACAGUACCCACAAAGGCUGCACUUCCAACAAUUGCAAGUUUGAGCACCUUUGCCCCGUGAUCCUGGAGAACGGCAAGAUUUGCCUGCAGAAGCAUCCUGCUUUUCAGCAUGCACAAAAGGCAGGCGAGGAAGGCCUGGUUCCAGUUGCUUUGCCUGCAGAUGCUACAGGAGAUGCUCCCUUUUCACCACCAGGUACUACCUUUCCGGAGCCCGUGGUACAGAGUGCUCCUCAGAACUUUGCAUGCUCUGUCUCGGAACUCGACUCAGGCUUUUUCCUGGACAUCAACGGUGGGGCCCGGCGCCCUCUUUCAGCAGCAUUUCUUGGAGCUGGCUGUGAUACUUUCUCGGUCGCUCCCGAAAUUUUCCCUGAACGUGACCUUCUACAAGAUGCGUUCUUCUUUUCCUUGCUCAGGGUUUGUCACUCUGGGCAGGUUGCCCUUUUGCACAUCUUGCUCUGCGCCGGUGAUUUCCCUUCGAAUCUUUUCGACCGUAUGAUUCAGAUAGCACACGCAUGCUUUGCAGCGGGUUCUCACGUACUGCUCUCUCAGCACUCUGGUUCUUCAGUGUGGAGCCAUGCUUCGGUGAUUUUUCUUUUACAGCAGAUGGGUGCAGAUGCCAUUUUCUGGGACCCACAACGGUUUGGUUGCAACUUCGACGGCUUUGGGCAUGUCAAAGCGAGAUUCGAUCCACCCUUUGCCAACCAGGAUGGUGCUGGGAUUUACUCAGUUGAGGCCUUUGCGGAUGCAAGAGCUGAUGGAGAGCUUAUUGGGAUUGGCGGUUUUAUUGCCUUCCCGUCUGGUGCUUACAUUUGGUUUUCUCAGGCCUGGCAGCUUUCCGAUCUGUCGGUUUUGAGUUUGGAACUUCGCCGACCCGCGCAUAAGGACAUUGCCUGCUAUGAGACUUUGGCGCAGAUUGCUUUGGUACAUGCUUACAGGUCAGUAUUUCCUUCGGGUCGUGUGGCAGUUCGCCUCCCCUCCUUUUCUGACAACGCCUCGACAGAGGCCUUGGGGGCGAAGCUUUACACUGCCAAGUGGCCAUUGGGAGCGUUUGCCCAGAAACUUUCCCUCAUAUCUGCAGCCUCGGGGAUUGAGCUGGAUAUUUCUCACAUCGCCGGUGAGAAAAAUGAUGAUGCAGAUCUGUUGAGCAGGUGGAAUCAAACUGAUUCUUUACCUGACAAAUGGCGCAAAGAAGACCGGGUGGACUGCUCUCUCAAGUUCAUCUGGUUCUUUCGCAAGGAAGUCCUGGUGUGGCCUUCCCACUUUUCUUUGCCAGCGGAGACACCGGAACGACAUGUGUCAGAUGAUGACAUAUGA
Messenger RNA from Symbiodinium sp. CCMP2592, 2391 nucleotides. The record is from the annotation of a GenBank genome assembly. Lineage: Eukaryota; Dinophyceae; Suessiales; Symbiodiniaceae.